AUGAUGGAAGAAGUGUCUAUCAGGGUGGCAUAUGACGCCCACAUCAUAGACCAGAUGACCGAGGAGGAGAUACUGGCCUGCCUGAUGGCCGAGUCUAUACCCAUACACACGGUUCCCAGUAAGAAGGCCACGCUGAGAGAGAACCAGCCGCAACAACAGGAUGACCACAUAGACAGAUACCAGAGGGAGAACCGUCAGCUGCAGCAGGCCAGUCUGCGUCUGGAGCAGGAGAAUGAUGUUCUGGCCCACAGACUGAUCACCAGCAAGAUCUCCCUGAGGACUGACCUGGACCAGGCGGAGGACAGAGUGGAUGAGCUGACCAAAGAGCUGCUGAAGACCAGAAAGAGAUUAAAGAACGCAAAGGAAGAGAAGAGAGGGAAGGAGGAGGAGGCUGCUCAGUUGAAGGAGGUGUUAAGGACAAAGCUGGACAAGGCUGAAUCAGAGGUGAAAAGGAGCUCAGGCAUCAUCUCAGACUACAAACAGAUCUGUUCCCAGCUGACCAGUCGGGUGGAGAGGCUGCAGGCAGCACACAGAGAGGACCUGGACAAACUCAGGAAUGCUGUGCUGGCGUGUUCUCGCUGCCGGCAGGCUCUAGAUUCUACUGUUAUGGAAGGCUUCGGUUUCACAGCCCCGUACCAGAGAAGUAUCAGCACCAAAGAACCAGGCCAGCAGAGAGACCAGGAAACAGAACCAGACCAGCAGACGACUGGUACCAGGGAACAAGACCAGGAGAAGGUGUGUCUGAGUGGCCAGGUCACAGAGCUGGAGAAGGAGCUGGCCCAGACUAAACUACAGAUGGUGGAGGCCAAGUGCAAGAUCCAGGAGCUGGAACACCAGCAGGGGGUGCUGCAACGUGAUCUCCAGGCAGCUAGGAACAGCUGGCUCAGUAAGACUGUGAGCUCCGUACGGUCAGCCGGAGGGGGCCUGCAGAGCAGCAGCCUACCCAGGGGGAGAGCCUCAGCAAUGGGGCGUUCUCUCCAUGGCCUCCCCUUCUCAGCCUGGAGCUCCAGGAGACUGUCGUGGGCCCCCAGGAAGGACCCGGGGGGAGACGUCUGA
This is a messenger RNA of Salvelinus namaycush (lake trout), 1056 nucleotides long. Its product is annotated as rab GTPase-activating protein 1-like. Bases 1 to 1056 code for a protein of 351 amino acids. The record is from RefSeq and is a predicted model, not a curated record. NCBI's taxonomy places the organism in Eukaryota, Metazoa, Chordata, Actinopteri, Salmoniformes, Salmonidae. The transcript has 8 exons.